Messenger RNA from Bufo gargarizans (Asiatic toad), 6499 nucleotides. RefSeq names its product zinc finger protein 585A-like. Gene Ontology annotation, biological process: negative regulation of transcription by RNA polymerase II; regulation of immune system process; regulation of cytokine production. Lineage: Eukaryota; Metazoa; Chordata; Amphibia; Anura; Bufonidae. The record is from RefSeq and is a predicted model, not a curated record. The transcript has 4 exons. The coding region runs from base 370 to 3927 and encodes 1185 amino acids.
AGACACAACGCAGAGCUCGGCUCCUGGUCCUAGGGCUGCCGGACCCCCCCCCAUUCCCACAGCGCGGAUUUUGUGCGGUUUGUAUGUGGCGCCACGUAUGACGCUUCCCUUAGGCCACAGGCACACUGUGCGGAUUUUCGUGCGGGAGCUCCACAGGGUGAUCCAGUAUUAGUUACGUGAACGCCGUAACGAAAGAAGACAUCAAAAUGGGCAAUUUGCCGCUUCUCUUCCCCCAAUAAAUUGGAAAAAAAAGUGAUAAAGUCAUGCACACUGGAAAAGAGUACAGCUGAAAACGACAGAUCAGCCUGCUAAAAUUGAGCACCAGCACAGCUCCAUAGACAUAAAUAUGAAAAGUUAUCAGGUGUCCAGAUGUCCAAACCGGAUGUAUUAUUAAUAAUGGAAACUGUGGAAGAGCCGUUUGGUCAGGAGAACAAUCAGGCUCGGGCCAGUCGAGUGGAAAUUUCAGAGUGUUGGAGCAGUGGAACCACCGAAGAGCCCAGAUCCUUUGCGCCUCUGGUUGGAAAGCUGCCUGAAGACCAGUCCACAUCACAAAACUCCCAGGGCACCCUUAUCGUCAGUGAGAUCGAAAAUACCGACAACAGUUGGAGAGAGAAAAAUGUCCACCCCAUGAUGCCAACUGAAGCAGUGUGCCAGUCAGGCAGCGGCACGGUGGAAUAUAGUUAUACAGCAGGACAAAGCUCACCAUCAACAUUACCUGUCAUGGAGAAGGGAAGACACAUAGAAGAUGAAAUAGUGGAUCCUGGCACUGGUGGCACAAAAAUAGCUGGAACUGCUGAAGAUACCUCAGCACAACCAGCAUUGCACGGGGUCACUCCAAUGCCAAGCAACUUCGGCAAGCUUGAGAAGGAUAAUAUAGUGAUAUGUAGACCACAUGGGUGGUCCAACGUCGGACAUCAGCCUAAGACUAUCGAGACAAACAGAAGAAAAGAUUCUAGCGCUACGGAACAGUCAAACCAGAGGUUCUGGGGUCUGUUUCAGUGCUCAUUCUGUAAUUUUGUCUUUCAAGAUCUGUCUGAACUUCUGCAGCAUCAAGAGACCCACAACCAAGAUAAAUUCCAGGAUAUUGGGAAUGAACAGACACGUUCCGAACAACCACCACAGCAUCAGUCGUCGACUCAAGUCUUAGAAUGGAGAAGAUACCGAUGUAUAGUGUGCGAUAAGACCUUCUGUAAGCAGUCUUCAUUGGUGACACAUCUGCGUAUACACACUGGGGAAAAACCGUUCUCCUGUCACGUGUGUAAGAGAAAAUUUAACCAGCGAACAAGUCUUACUGUCCACCUACGAACUCAUACUGGAGAAGCACCAUUCCCAUGCAACAAAUGCAACCGGAGCUUCCGACAACAGUCUAACCUUACCCAUCAUAUGAAGAGUCACCAACGAGCAGAGGAACUUGAAGGGGCGGAAUGGAGUGAAGAGAACACAGCCCCCAGCAUUCCUUUUAUGUAUCUGAUAUCGGAAGGGGAUGAAUCCAGCAGCGAAGUUUGGGGCAGCAAAGUCCCAUUUGUUAAAGGUGACAAGGCAGAAGAUCCAGAAUCCUGUAAAAGACCCUAUGUCUGUGGUCACUGUUUUAAGCGAUUCACUCAUCAAUCCAACCUCAUGGUUCAUCAGCGCAUUCACACUGGGGAUCGAUCAUAUCGCUGUCAAGAAUGUGGCAAGCAUUUCACCAGGAGGACCAGCCUCAUGGUUCACUUACGUGGUCACACUGGAGAAAUGCCAUACUCUUGCCUUCAGUGUGGAAAGAGUUUUCGACAACAGUCCAAUCUUCUCUAUCACAUGAAAAGCCAUUCUUUGCCAGCUGAACCAAAAGCCAACAUGAGCAUGGAAAAUGAGCAGGCUACCAAGAUGUCUGGGCAACUAAUUGGACCUUCUGGUCAGUAUGUUGAGCGAGAGAACUCACAGAUGAUAAAUGUAAGCGGUGGACGCAUUGAAGAAAGCCAGGUUAGGGCUUACCAAUGCACCCAAUGUUCCAAAUGGUUCCCUAGCUCUCAUAGCCUCCUCUUGCAUCAAAAACUUCAUGUAGAGCAGUCCAAUGCCAUUAUGCACUGUAGAGAAAUUCAGGUCUCGUACCCCAUCAAUAGAGGCCUUCCACAUCCAUAUCCUGAGAACAUGCUGUCUCCCCGGCAGGAACAUGACUGUUAUCCUACCCAACAUUUCAAGCUACCUUCACGUUCGGAAGGCAACAACAUCUCUGGGAUGCUGAAUAACCUUGAGUCUAACCUUAUUCCCCAACAGGCGCACAGCAUUUCCUAUCAAAGAGUUGGAAGUCAGUCGGGAGAGGGAGGACCUCCGAAGGGUCCUUUCCAUGUUCUAGGAAGAGGAAGACCAAGAAAAAUUCAUUGGUUAGGUCAAGGAUCAGCAGGGACUUCCAUGGUAGGGAAAACUGUACAUAAGUGUUGGAAAUGUCCAAGGCACUUCAACAAUAAGUCAAACCUCAUUGUCCACUUGCGUAUUCACACUGGGGAGAAGCCUUUCCAAUGUUGGCUUUGUGAGAAGAGAUUUAGACAGCAGUCAAAUUUGAUCCAACAUCUCAAGAAUCACGAAGAUGUUCUUGGGGAUGAACUCAUCACUCGUCCACGGAAGCAUGCAAGUAAAGAACAUCAAAAUGGCAAAAACAUUCAGACUAUAGGAAUGACUCUGUCCCCAAACACUGUCCAGGUCCGGUCAGGUUUUAUUCCAUUUGAUGGAACCCAGAUGCAUCACAAUGGGCAGCUGUAUCAGGGGCCUCAGACUAUCCAUCUAGCUGAUAUUGCCUCCAGUAGCGAGUGUGUUACAGACAACUCAGAAGCCAACAGCACCCAGUCGUCGUCAGAAAGUACAUACAAGUGCGGCAGCUGCUUUAAGACAUUUACUCAUAAAUCCAACCUCUUGGUCCAUGAACGUAUUCACUCAGGAGAUAAGACCUAUCGAUGCCUUGAGUGUGGUAAGCAGUUCAGCCAGCGCACCAGUCUGAUGGUGCACCUAAGGACACAUACCGGUGAAAUGCCAUAUUCUUGUUUGCAGUGUAGAAGACGUUUCCGACAGCAGUCCAACUUACUUUAUCAUAUAAAGACAAACACAGUGCAAGGGCAGCUAAACUGUACUGCAGAGAGCAUGCCAAACUCGCCAUUGCUUAAUAGGUUAGACCAAGGGAUUGAACCUAGCAUGAGCUCUGAUGUGGAAGCUUCCCCGGGGCAAGCCCAUCCUUGGGGCCACCUGGAAACUAACUCUAAGACUGAAACCACAUCAGCUUUGGCACACGAUGGAGCAAAAGGAGAAUUCCACUGUCCUGCCUGUGAUAAAAUAUUUACUCACCAAUCCAACCUGUUAGUCCACCAACGAAUCCAUUCUGGUGAGCGGACAUACCACUGCCACGAGUGUAACCGCCAGUUCAGCCAACGCACCAGUCUGAUGAUCCACUUGCGCACUCAUACUGGAGAGAUGCCGUACUCGUGCCAGUGCUGUGGCAAACGUUUUCGCCAGCAGUCAAACCUGUUGUAUCAUUUGAAGAGUCACAUUGGGCAGGGUAUAACCAUAGACGCUAGCCAAAGCGCAGAGUACGCAGCACCCAGAUCCAGAGGCCGUCCUCGGAAAUCAGAGUCAGGCAGUGAUGUGAAGGAAAAGAGAAUAAUCCCUCGAGGCAAGCGUACCUACAAGUGCACAGAGUGCCCGAGGCGUUAUAACCUCAUGUCCAAUCUAGUGGCCCACCAGAAGUCUCAUGACCUUCAACCCCUGUACAGUUGCUUAGAGUGCGGAGACAGCUUCCUUCACCAAGGAUAUCUUGCAGUUCACAAGAAGCAGCACGCCAAGGUAACCUCUCCUCACCAUGGCGUACAGUUCUGUUGGAGACCAAACCAAGAGUUGAUGGACACCAGAAAUACCGGGACAGAAGAAGAAAGGAAUGCGGUGUACACACCGCAUGAAAAAUAAUCACUUUCAUGUGUCCUGCUCAGUGGAGUUAGGUAAAAUAGUGGUAAUGAGUAAGGCCUCCCAAGGCCUCACUAAGUAUGGAACUUCAUAUCUGUGCGUUUCAGGUAGUACCUGAGAUUUGAGACUGGCUAUACUUUGCAAGGUGGGCUUAACUUCUGAUAUAUUAUCACAAUGGUUGACUGUUUUGUACAAAUACGAAAGCUUUAGGGGGAAAAAAAAAUUCCUGAGAAGUUCCAACCUGGUAUAUAAAGUGACGCCAGUUCUCGAGAGGGUCCUCAGUGCUUUGCCACUGACGAUCGAAACGUUAAAAUAUAUUAUCAGAUGAAUAUAUUGCGAGAGGAUUGAAUUUAAGAAUACCAGAAGUAAAAAUAAAUGUCUGGAAUUAGAAAAACAUGGCAGCUUUCUUAAAAAAAAAAAAAAAAAAGCCUGUCUAUGGGUUGUCUAGUAUUGCAGCCCAGUUCGAUUAAAAGGAAUAGAGCUGAGCUGCAAUUCCGUACACCACCAGUGUACCGCCGCGAUUGGGAAGAAAGCCGCCAUGUUUUUCCAAUGCUGGAGAAUGACAUGGGAAGCACUUAUUAACCUUUGACCACUGAGUGGAAUAUAUAACGCAUUUAGAUGCCAGUGAGUCCAUCGCUUUGUGGGCCGUACCAUUAUUGUUGGACUAUAUCAUCGAGGCAUGGAGCAUUGGUUUGACCCACGCGAUGGCGGCUUCCUCAGUUCAUGGAUGAUUGGUGCAUUAGGCCAGUUUUACUUUGUAGUAUAUUUCAGAGAAAAUGACCUGGUUACGCGGUAUUUAUUUGGCUAGCGCAGUCUUGCAUUCUUUACGUUUCAUUAUCGCACCCAUGUGGCGCGUUGCUUUCCUUUAGUGUCAUAGGGAUACGUUGGCAGCUACUUCUAUAGCAUCGCGGGUUGCCUUCAGUACUUGUAUAACCCUUCGCUCUGUAGCUUUAUUUGCUGUAUAAAAUCGGACGUAAGGAGUCGCCUACGUUCGUGUAGUUACAAGCCUUCUCUUAUUUAUGCGUUUAUUAUAUAUGAGUUUGAGUUUCUGCCUUUUUAUAUCGCCAUCAGUUUGUACGUUGCUUACUUCCUCUGCAUCUGACCUCAGAUUCCUAACCACGGUCCGAACCAUACUGGACCAGACCUAUAAAAGGCUCCGCCACUGGCAAGCACCCGCUCUACCUCCGCCAAAUAACUGUGCGACGUGAGACGUGAUCACGUGGGAAGGCCUGUAUUAGAUAUUGGAUGUGCGGGGGGAGAAGCUUGGAGGAUUUCCUGCCAUACUUAAAGGCUCCGCAGCUCUGUCUAUUUAGUAUGAAGCACAGCUUUAUGUAAAAUGACAUUUUCUGUCGCCUCCACUAGGGGGCGAUCUGUAUAUAGUUAUACCUGGGUCCUCUUGACUUGAAUAGGGGCCACAUAAUGACUGAUAAUAGGAAGCAGGUGGUAUCAGAGAAUAGUCUAAAAUAUGUAACGGUUGGUGGGAGGCCACUGUCGGGCUGCAACAAUUUUUGCGACACCCACUUUUUUAUUUUUCAAUGGUAGGUUGUCACAGCCCCUCCCCUUAUACUAGCAGUACGGAAGGUUUAAUAGUUAUUGAAACAUGCCAGGCGUCCACUUUAAACAACCUCUGUUAGAAGGGAUCAGCGAUCAUCAGCAGAAGAACCUGGCAAGUAGUGUUCAUUUCUCCUACAGCGCCCCAACAGGAGAAGUGAAGUAUUACACCAUAAACUCCAAGAAUUUUUUAGUUUAAUUUGCGGACUGUUGCAAAGAUCCAUUCUCCCUGGAACUGUAAGGACCGAGCUCCUGUUUUGUAUGUGAGCUCGGUCACCUCCCUUUAUAUCAUUAACCACAUAAGUGCUUCCCAUUUCAGCAGUAUUAUGACCACUCGUGUCUAGGAUGACAAUGCGCCUAACGUCUUGCCCUACAUGAUCAGUUCAUCUUCGUCCUCGUGGCGCAAUGUCGCCACAACCUCCACUUGGAUUGACAAAAUGGUUGCCUUCCAAGUCUAUAGAUGGCGAUUACUCCAGAAACCCACCGAGAGCUAGAAAAAGUAUCAGAAGGGUUGGUUUGCGAGUGAAUAAUAUAAUAGAAGGCGGAUAUAUAUAUAUAUAUAUAUAUAUUUUACUAAUACAUAGUGUACAUAUCUAACGUACUAGGAAGGAGGAAUCCAUUUGUGUUGCCAAAGGUGAGACGCUCCUCUGCCCUCGCCCCGGUUUUUCUCUUUGCACUUACUGCAGCAGGUCAGACGGAGACGCGUGAUGAUCUCUGCCCGUGGACCUUAUAGCACAUAGACACCCAUGGGAGGUCAGCCGCCCCAACAAAGCUGGAAUGACAUCAUGGAUGAAAAUGGUUCUAUUGCUGACAUCAUUUCAUAGGAAUAUUUAGUCAUUGGAACAAUCUAAUCAAGAUACAGAAUCGGUAAAAUGAAUCUGCGUUAACCAUCUUACAGUUCAUACAUAGAAACGAUAUAAAAAAUAAUAAAUUAUAAUAAAAAUAAGUAACUUUAUAAUUACUUAUCAUGUAUUAUACUCCAGAGCUGCACUCACUAUUCUGCUGGUGCAGUCACUGUGUACAU